Bacidia gigantensis is the source of this 1239-nucleotide messenger RNA. RefSeq lists its product as uncharacterized. NCBI's taxonomy places the organism in Eukaryota, Fungi, Ascomycota, Lecanoromycetes, Lecanorales, Ramalinaceae. Bases 1 to 1239 code for a protein of 412 amino acids. The transcript is spliced from 3 exons. The record is from RefSeq and is a predicted model, not a curated record.
AUGAAUCACGAGGAGAAUGCCGCACUGCGGCAGAAGUUUGAAUUAUUGAAAGGAGCUGAGCAACAUAAGAACGCCCUCAUAGAGGAGCGUGACGCCUUCGUCCUGGUCCUCAUUGACGGCGAUGGGAUGAUCUUUAAUGAACAAUUGAUGGCCAAGGGUGAGGCCGGAGGCAAAGAAGCAGCCGGCUUAUUGUGGAACGCGGUAGCAACGGAUGUCAAUCGCCGUAUACCUGACCUGGGGAUCGAUUACAAAAUCGUUACACGAAUAUAUGCAAACUUGAAAGGGCUCGCGGAUGUCUGCCACCGUGCUGGGAUGCUCGACUACCCAUCCCUCUUAGAAGAUUUUGCUCGUGGCUUCACUGGCUCAAAGCAAUUAUUUGACUUUGUAGAUGUGGGAACAGGCAAAGACCGUGCUGAUGAUAAGAUUUCUGAAGACGUCGCUGAAACAAGCAUAAUGAACUCGAUAACACUUCUUGAAGGCGUGCCGUUCGAAAGAGAAUUAGAGCAGUUGAAAUCACUUUAUUCAGCCACUAAAUUUGACGGCCUCUUCCGUACGGAAAAGAUCAACAUCUACAAUACUCAGAAUCGUGAGACGCAGCGUCCAGCGGCAACGGCGCCUCCACAGAGCAACGGACUUCAUCAGCCCCCGCAGUAUCAAAGUACUUACCAAUCCAGUCUCCCACCAAUCCAACAACAGCCAUCCCAAACCCACCAAAUCCAGCCACAGCUGCGAACUACUUCCUCUUCUUCUGCAUCGUCUGCUCCUCUCAACGCCGCUGCGCCGACAUGGGCAUCAGCAGCAAUGAAGCCAGCCUUGGCGUCUCCACCCUUAACGCCACAGCCCGCCAAAUCUGUCAUCCCACAAGUACCACGGAACAGACUUGGCCAGCGUGUGGACCCAGUGGGCACGUAUGACCCUCAAGAGGUAAAAAGAAUUAAAUCCAAGAAGAUGUGCAACGUUCAUUUCCUUCGAAACGACUGCCCUUACGAUCCUUGCACGCACGACCAUUAUUUUCAGCCGACCAAAAACGAAUUGGCAACUUUGAGAUACGUGAGUCGCAUGACACCCUGUAAAUUUGGGCUGGAGUGCGACGACUUGAAAUGCAUUUAUGGGCAUCGAUGCCCGGUUGAUAGGGAGGGUAGCAAGGAGUGCAAGUUUGGCGAGAACUGCCGAUUUGAACUGGAAUCGCAUGGAAUCGACCGGAGGAUCGUAAAUGUGGUCAAAGUCGGUGGGAAAUGA